This is a messenger RNA of Arctia plantaginis, 1368 nucleotides long. The record is from the annotation of a GenBank genome assembly. Lineage: Eukaryota; Metazoa; Arthropoda; Insecta; Lepidoptera; Erebidae.
AUGACCGAAACCGAUUGCACGAAACGGCCACUCCAAAUGCCCGAAAGAUUUAUACCUUACCUUGACAAACAUAGGAUUUAUAAGUUGUUCAAGGACAUGAUAAGGGACUUGAUAAUCAAUUUGCCAAGAGACCACAUCAAACACAUGAAGAUAUACCUGUCUCAUCAUGUGUAUAUCAACAAGGACGUAGACAGGGUUAUGUUACUCAUCGAACCUAAACUGACUUUUGGAAUUGAAGCACUAGCGAGACAAUUGAUAAAAGAUCUAGGAUGCUUCGUGAUCACUCGCCGGUGCGUGAUGGAUCGUUACGAGAAACACGAUAAUUACGAGCCGGGGCACGUGUCACCCGUUCUUAUGUCCGAAGUGACGAAAUGUUUGGCAUUGAAAGAUCCAGUGCCACAUGCUGGUUGGCUUAUGUUUGAUCACCCGUGCACGGUUCGAGAGGCUCGUUGCUUACAACAAGACGGCGUUCUUCCAACCGUCACUCUAGUUCUUAUGAACACGCCUCCACCUGCCCCACCCGCUAGUAAUGAUCAUACUUCUGCCAGAAACUUUUUUCAACAGGACUUCGAGGGUCUCAAGUAUGCCUAUAGGGCAACAUUGAAGGAAGUGCACAUUGAAGAAGAAGACGACUUAGAGAAAAUAGUCAGUAAAUGCUUGAACGCAGUGCGCGCCUGCUCAACCGGGGCACAGGGCCCUAAACAGGGCUUCCACGUGGUCGGUGCUCCAGGACUGUACCGCGUUGUUCUGCUGGGUCCCUCCGGGUCUGGCCGCAACUCACAGGCGCGCACACUCGCUAAGCACUUCGGAUUGGUUUACUUGUCCUUUCAAGACAUAUUCAAUGAGGCCAGGGAGAAAGACAACGAGAUAGGUGCACGAAUUCGUAAGUUUGGCACCAGCAUCCAAGUGAGGGCUGAAGUAGUCAAGGAACGCUUGCUCAGGAAGGAUUGCCUCGAAAACGGGUGGGUACUAGCGGGGUACCCAACCUGCGGGAACGACUUUGAGCUGCUCGAGAACCAUUCUACUCCUCCGAACCGGAUCAUAUUCCUGAACGCGGAUACAGAGACAUGUAAGGCGCGCAAGUUGGCUAAUGGUGUGGACUGGUGUACCGGCAAAACUGUUCCCUUUGGUGGGCCAAGGGUUUUGCGCCACCCUCAAGAUAACGAGGAAGUGCUGGAUUACGAGCUCGAUGCUUACUUUUCUGACGCCCUGGCGGAACUACGCGCCGCGGCCGGCUUGUCAGCCGAGGAAAUAGACGCCAACGAGCCUUUUGAUAAGGUUCAAGUAAAGAUUCAAGCAGCCGUCAUCGCAGCACCGAUCUUCGACAUCGAAGCCUGCAGCCAAAUCCGCAAUGCGCGUGGAGAUUAG